UAGUGUAUCAUGGAUGAGGCAUCUCUCCCGACAAAGACCGGAUUAUCGCAGUAAGUCGUCAAUUACUGGCAUCGGUUGGAAGCAGUCGUCUUUGACAACAUUACACAAUUUUGUUAGAGUUGUUCAUACUACUACAAAGCAUGCAUAUUAUUUUUCCAAGUAUAUAUUCCUC
This is a messenger RNA of Mucor mucedo, 172 nucleotides long. RefSeq lists its product as uncharacterized. The annotation marks the transcript as partial. Lineage: Eukaryota; Fungi; Mucoromycota; Mucoromycetes; Mucorales; Mucoraceae. The transcript has a single exon. The record is from RefSeq and is a predicted model, not a curated record.